AUGAAAGCUAUUGAGAUUGAACUCUAUUUUGUAAGCUCUGAAAAUGAAUUUUUAUGUUUACUUGGCCUUCAUCAAAAUCACAUAAUUUUGGUUUAUUGCCAUGAUGUAAAUGACGAAGACAACGAAGUUACUAUUGGUCAACUAAAGACAUUUACAAGUAUACUUUCUCAAUUUCCUCCAGAAAUUACUGUGGGCUUUUAUUUAACAUCUAAAGAAAUGUCAAAAAAUCUCAAAAACACUUGA
Dentiscutata erythropus is the source of this 243-nucleotide messenger RNA. The record is from the annotation of a GenBank genome assembly. Lineage: Eukaryota; Fungi; Glomeromycota; Glomeromycetes; Diversisporales; Gigasporaceae.